Perca flavescens (yellow perch) is the source of this 3328-nucleotide messenger RNA. RefSeq names its product reticulon 2b (gene rtn2b). The record is from RefSeq and is a predicted model, not a curated record. The coding region runs from base 94 to 741 and encodes 215 amino acids. NCBI's taxonomy places the organism in Eukaryota, Metazoa, Chordata, Actinopteri, Perciformes, Percidae. Gene Ontology annotation, cellular component: endoplasmic reticulum membrane; postsynaptic density; neuron projection. The transcript has 7 exons. Gene Ontology annotation, biological process: brain development; neuron differentiation; endoplasmic reticulum tubular network formation.
CUGACAGAGCUGGGGUGGCCAAAAAAAGCCUGGAGUGCAAGCCAACAGUGGAAGCACAAGGAAGAGAGGAAAGCAAGCAGGAUCAUCGCUGAAAUGGCCACCAAACUUGUGGAUCUGGUGUAUUGGCGGAAAAUGAGGAGGACCGGUGUGGUGUUCACGGGGCUGGUGAUCAGUCUGGCCAGUCUGUUCCAGCUCAGUGCCAUCACUGUGCUGUCCCACAUCUGUCUGGGUGUCAUGAGUGUCACCUUCACCCUCCGUCUUUACUAUAAACUGCUGGAGCUGCUGCGCUGGAACCCCGGGGUCCACCCCUUUCAGUCGUAUCUGGAUAACGACAGCUCAUUGACAGAUAAGGAGACGGUGAUGCUGGUAGAGGAGGUGGUGCUGCUGAUUGCAUUUGCCUUCACAGAGAUCAAACGCCUGCUUUUCAUCGAGAGCAUGAUUGACUCUCUUAAGUUUGUUGUGCUCCUGUAUCUGCUGACCUAUGUCGGUGUUGUAACCAGCGGACUGACUCUGGUGAUAACUGCUGUGAUCGUUGUUUUCUCCCUUCCUCUGUUGUAUAAAAAGCAGCAGAUGCGGAUAAGGAGGAUGGUUAGAGCGGUCAAAGCUUUUGUAAAGAGAAUCAAAAACCUGUGCCUCAGUCUGUAUGAGUCAGUGAGACCCUCUCCUGCCCCUGCACCCGGCCCAAAACCUGCACCCACAGCUGCACCUGCCGCCCCCAAACAGAAAGCCAAGUCAAAGUAACUUGUUGGUUGCGUGUUGGAAGCACCCAGGAUUAGGAAUUUGGAAAAUGUUGGAAUGGUACAUCCUCUGUGGGGCUGCUUUGAUGGGCAUUUAAUUUCCAUUUCUCCACAAUAAUGCUUGUUUAUGGGAGAUUUUAUUGAUCCUGACAGCUAAAACAAAGCUGCCAUUCACGCACGGAGAAAGAGUGGAAGUGUAUGAGGAGAGAAUUUUAUUUACUUUGUGGGCAGCGUUUAAUAUAACCAGUUCACACAGUCAUCUACUCCAAGCAGGGACAGAAUACCACUGUUUUUUUCCUUUGAUAACAAGUCUAUUUUUAGCUCACAACCCAGUGAACACCAUGUUCCUGUUGAGCUGCAGAAUUAUUCAUAGCAAAGCAGUGAAGCAUUAUUGCUGCGUUCAUUAUGUAGCAUCAUAUAUUGUUAGGUGUAUAGAAUAAAUCUGACAUGAACAUCCCCUGCCAUUAAUUAACAUUAAUGGCUUUGCGCUUGCAAUGUUGCAGUAUUAGCAAAAGCUUUUUAAGCAGCAACACAACUUUUAAGAGACUUACAUGAGAAAUAAUGAGAGCAUUGUCCUCUGCUUGUCAUGCUUAUUGCAUUUAAUCAGGUACAAACACUGACUGCCUGCUGUUUCAGUAGUUUGGUGAUUAAAGGUACAAAGUGCAUCAACAAAAUAACUCUUAACAAGUGAGAGUCUCUCCAGGAGAUACUCCAGCUGUCUCCAGCAGUAACUCUAACUAAAAUUGGACUGGUUAGUAGGACAAAAAGACACCAUUUUAGGGCACAAUACAGCAGCAUUUUUUUUACUUUGCAGAUAAGACAACUUUAUUGCUGCUCUUAUGUUUAAACUGCUGGUUAAGAGUUUUAAUUCUUUUGGCCACUCGGGCAACGGAAACAAGCUGUGAACAAAACGUUGAAACACUAUCACUCUCUGUGUCUGCCAAAUUAAUAUUAAUAUCAGCUCUGUUUUGCUUACCAGUUAGUGGUAAGCAAAACAGAGCUGACUACAACACUUGACUCAACACUUUUUACAUAACCAACAGACACAGAACCAACAAGUCCUUCAACCCAUACGACCACAUAGGUUGUUUGUUCUUACCCUUUAACCCUACCCUACGUUUUAACACCAACCUUACCAUAACCCUAAAUUAGUGCCCCUAGCGGUGGCAAGAGAUCAAAACAUCCUCGUACCUAAACAUAACGGUUGCAGUUCUAAACACGUUGUUAACCUUGUGAAACAUUGCAGUUCAGUUAGAUUUAGGCAACAAAACUACUUGGUUAGGUUUAGGAACGGAUUAUGGUUUGGGUUAACAUAAAUAUGUUUGUGAUGUAUUUUCAGUUAAGUAGGAAAGUAACUUAACUUAAGUAGUCUACGUAACUUAACUUAUGUAUGUAACUUCACUUACGUAUGUAACAUAACUUACGUUGACUUUUGGUUUCAUACGCCAUAAAAUUCCGUAUUUAGACUAUUCUGACUCUUGCGCAUUUUUAGGCAUUUCAUGGCAAUGUCAACAUCCUGAAGAUAGAAUGAUGAAGUAAAUUACAUUUGAAUCAAGAACUUUCUCUUUGAUAUUUCUGUCAGUCCAUAAUACAACAAUUUAAUAUUUCCAGCGAGGAUCUGAAUGUCAAUACAGCUGGUGGCUGACACAAAUCCAUGUCAACAUUUUCCAAAUCAACCAAAAAUGUGUUCAUUGUUUGUUCCUAAAAAUACAUAACCUUAAAAUUACACAGAACACCUCAUAAAGUAAAGUGUGUAAAAAACUGUGAGCAGUUAUUUUAGUGCAGCUGUUUAACUGUUGGUGACCAUGUACUCUCUAGUGGUCGGUGUUUCAGACCUUACAACGCAGCUGCAUUCAUACUAACAUGUCUUAAUGAACUGAAGUUAUUUACUGUUGUUUCACAUUAUGGGCUUCACUAUUAGCUUUGGUAAUUUCAGUAUGUAGGAAAAAAAAGGGGUCAGUACACCUCAAUUAUAAAACCAAAACUAUUUUCACACUAUUUUCACUAUUUCUUUGGCAGACAGUAGUCGCUAUGAAAACAGCAAGAUUUAUAGAAAAGAGAGGUUCCUGUUAAACAAAUGUAACUUUUCACAGGUUUGAGCAACACAACCUCCAUUGUGCUGAGGAGGCAGCAGAUAGACAGAUACAGUAUCUCAAAACCUGGAUAUCAAAACAAUGUGUAUUGCUACUAGAAGUAAGGGAGAAAAUAAGUCUUUCUGUAAUUUGGGUGAACUGACCCUUUAAAGAUGCACCCACACAACAGCUUACCAUGGUAAGAGUUGAUAUCACUUAACAGAAAUAUUUAUAUCAUUUUUACUGCCUAUUUUUGGCUGUUGAUGUGGAAUUGACAUAUUUGUGAUCUUUUUUUCUCAGUUUUUGUCACUUAAUGCAACUGUAAAAUGUUCAACAAAAUGACGAGAAAGAAGCUAUAAGUGAGGCAUGACAGAGCUGAACCUACAUUGCGCUACAAUGUUUUUUCUGCUAUGGUUGUCACUUUUAUCUGUAUCUAGCCUUAUUUCUAUAGGUAUUUAUUAUUUUCUAUUGUUAUUUAUUGUUAUGCUGCUCCCCAAUAAAAGGUUAUUUACUAAAAAG